CCAUGACUCAGAUGGGAUAUAUAUAAGGUCUUCGCUGUCACUUUUAAAAUCCCCUCAACUCGAUGAAAGUCGUUCUUUUCUCCCUUUCAUCCUCCUCCUGAAGAUGACCGACGCACCACAGGCCAAUGGCUUGACCACUCCCACCGUCACCGGCUACUCCGCGCCGAAAUUCGAAAGAACGCAGACCCAGCCCGAAAACCCCUUCGCGGCCCUGAUCCCAGACCAGCACAUCGCCAUCAUCCCCUCCUUCACGCUCGAGUCCGGCGUCACUCUUCAUAAUGCCCCCCUGGCAUACAGCACCCGCGGCACCCUUUCUCCAGAUGGCGACAAUGCCAUGGUCAUCUGCCAUGCCCUCACCGGCAGCGCAGAUGUGAGCGACUGGUGGGGUCCGCUGCUCGGUCCCGGCCGCGCAUUUGAUAUCUCCCGCUUCUUCGUCAUCUGCAUGAACAGCCUCGGCAGUCCGUACGGGAGCGCCAGCCCCGUCACGAACAAGGACGGCAACCCAGCCAACGAACGAUACGGGCCCGAGUUUCCGCUCACCACUAUCCGCGACGACGUCAACUUCCACAAGCUCCUCCUCGACGACCUCGGCAUCAAGCAAGUCGCCGCCGUAAUCGGCGGCUCCAUGGGCGGCAUGCUCGUCCUGGAAUGGGCCUACUUCGGCUCCACCUACGUGCGCUGCAUCGUCCCCAUCGCCACCUCCAGCCGCCACAGCGCCUGGGGCAUCAGCUGGGGCGAAGCCCAACGCCAGAGCAUCUACGCCGACCCCAAAUACGACGACGGGUACUACCCCUUCGCGGACCCCCCCACCGCCGGCCUGGGCGCCGCCCGCAUGUCCGCCCUCCUCACCUACCGCUCCCGCAACUCCUUCGAGUCGCGCUUCGGCCGCAACACCCCCGACCCUUCCCGCCAGCAGACCAUCAACGAUUCCCAGACCGCGCCCGCCACGUCAGAGGGGCACUGGGCAAUCCACAACGACGGGCAUAAGACCACGCGUCCCCCGUCCUCGCGCUCUCGCUCUCACUCCGCCCUCACCACCCCCGCCGACAGCCCCAAGCAGCCCGAGCCGCAACACACAGACCCGCAAUUCCACGGCGCCACAUCCACGACCCCCUCUCCGCCCCCGGCGCGCCAAUCGGCGUCGCGGCAGUCAACUUCCUACUACUACUCCGCGCAAUCCUACCUCCGCUACCAGGGCGCCAAAUUCGUCGCCCGCUUCGAUCCAAACUGCUACAUCGCCAUAACCCGCAAGCUCGACACACACGACGUGUCGCGCUCCCGCUCCCCCUCCAUCACCACCGCUUUGGCACAAAUCACACAGCCCUGCCUCGUGCUCGGCAUCGAGUCCGACGGCCUCUUCACCUUCGCCGAGCAAGAGGAGCUGGCUAGCCAUAUCCCCAAUGCGAGGUUGAGGAGGAUUGAUAGUCCCGAGGGUCAUGAUGCGUUUUUGUUGCAGUUUGAGCAGGUGAAUGAACAUAUCUUGGGGUUUCUGAAUGAGGUGCUGCCGGAUAUUAUGGGGAGGGAGGGGAGUGUAGCGGUGGGUGAGGUGGGGGGGGUUACGAGGAGUAGUACGUUUGGGGAGGCGGAGGUGGAGGAUAUUACGGCUUGGUAGAGCUGUGCGUGGGGCACUGUGAUAAGUGUGGGUGGGUGUGGAGGAAGAGUGGUACAUAUCCCGAGCUCUCCGAGUUCCUCCCACGGCCUUAGAGAGAGGUAGAUAUAAAAAAUCAUGAUAGAACAUAGAAUAAGCAUAUCAAAAUCGUUCAA
Messenger RNA from Pseudogymnoascus destructans, 1764 nucleotides. RefSeq names its product homoserine O- acetyltransferase (gene MET2). The coding region runs from base 104 to 1612 and encodes 502 amino acids. Gene Ontology annotation, biological process: L-homoserine metabolic process. The transcript has 3 exons. Lineage: Eukaryota; Fungi; Ascomycota; Leotiomycetes; Thelebolales; Thelebolaceae. Gene Ontology annotation, molecular function: homoserine O-acetyltransferase activity. The record is from RefSeq and is a predicted model, not a curated record.